Penaeus vannamei (Pacific white shrimp) is the source of this 1764-nucleotide messenger RNA. The record is from RefSeq and is a predicted model, not a curated record. NCBI's taxonomy places the organism in Eukaryota, Metazoa, Arthropoda, Malacostraca, Decapoda, Penaeidae.
AUGACGAAGCUGGUGGAUGUGCACCUUGAGUCAUCCCUCAUUCUUGGCAUAUCCCAUCCAACACCUUCCUGGCGGGGACGUGAUCACACACAGCCACUUGAUGCAAACAAGGGUCUUAUUUUGGCUCUGCAGGUGUCGUGGAUCAGACAGCGAGACAUCCACAUCCUGACGGUGGGUCGCUACACCUACACGACGGACCAGCGGUACGAGGUGAUCCACUCCCAGGGUUCCAAAGACUGGAUCCUCAAGAUAAAGUACGCCCAAGUACGAGAUUCGGGGAACUACGAGUGCCAGGUGUCCACCAAGCCCGUGAGGUCGUACACGGUUCAUCUCCAUGUCUUUGCUCCCCUGGCAGAGAUCAUCGGAGCCCCGGACAUGCACGUGGACAAGGGCUCCACCAUCAACCUCACGUGCGUCAUUGCCCACAGCCCGGAGCCGCCUGCCUACAUCUUCUGGUAUCACAACGGCAAGGUCGUGAACUACGAAUCCCCAAGGGGCGGUGUGACAGUGACGAUAGAACGAGGCAACACAUCCCGCAGUUCCCUCAUGAUACAGGAAGCCAAACCUCCAGAUACAGGGAAUUACACCUGUGCCCCUUCCAACACUGCCCCGGCUUUCAUUCACGUACAUGUACUAAAUGGAGAAACCCCGGCAGCCAUGCAGACCAACAGGGGCGUGGCCAUCGCUGCCUCGCCCCUUGGACACGCCCUCCUCACAUGCCUCCUGAUGGGCGUGCACCUCGUCUUCCUCGUCGAGAACCUCCUCCUGCCAGGAACAUUCAGAGGAGGCGGAGACAGAACGUAGGCCUAUCCCCAUGCCUAUAUCUCUCUUCAUCAUAUAGGCCUAACUACAGUGAUCUCCAUCUGCUAUCUCUGCUAUGACGAUGGGUCGUCGCCUUUACAUGUACAAAUUACACAAUGAGUUCACUUAGUAACGAUAUAACGAUAGUAGCUAAGUGUGUGCGUUUCCUUGUUCGGUCGUUGGCCAGUUAGCGCUCGUUGGAGGCACGUGGUGGGACUUUUUGAAAUACAAGGAAGGAAAAAGAGACGACAAAUUUUCUUUGUUUACCUUUAGAGCUCUUUGUGCACGCUUUGUGGUUCUUGGAUCGACAUUAUCUUGUUUCUUAGACUUUUGCGACACGUUCACAGAUCAAGGAAGUUGUUACGCACAUCCUGCUGAAGUGAGGAUCCGAAAAUAAGGUAAUUCAAGUGGAAAUGAAGGUGAUUUACUUCAAAUAUCCUCUCGGAACUGUUACAUAAUGAGUGUAUCGAGAUUGGAAUACGUUUUUUGGAACAACACCAGAGGCAGAGAUUUUGAAAUUGCUCCUCCAGUUGGCAUCCAACUUGAACACAUAACUGAAGGCUAAAGUAAAGACUGCUAAUCUCUUUUACGCAACGACUUCUACUGCCAUCUAAAGAAAAAAAAAAGCAUACAUUUAACAAAGAGAUUUUUUACCAUGGCAACACUUAGCUUACAGGAGAUACCAAAAAAUAAUUUUGUGAGAAGCAAAUGAGAGGAAAACGAACAAUUUCCUUGUUCUUUUUUCAAAUUUCGCAGCAAGUGAAGAACACUGAUUAUUGGUCAGUGAAAGGAAAUGCCAUAACAUCAUAACAUAUACUUGUUAAGCAAAGGAAACAGAUAAGAAAGUUCUCUUGUUCGGUUCACCAAAAGAACAAAACAAAAAACAAACAAACAAUGUGUGAUUCAGAAAUAAUAAAUAAAUCGAUGAAAAAAAACAACAACUUUACUUUGUCAGGAACAAGA